AGCUCCAAAGUGAACUUUGCAAAAGAAAGAAAAAAUCCCACCCAAACCCACUGAACUCUUACCGCAUUUAUUUAUUUAGUAAAAGUUUUGUUUUGUUUCUCCUGCCGAGUACUUACUGCUGCCGGGUGACUUUGAAAUUAGCAUCAUUAAUCGGAUUACUCAUACGCAAUCUUUAGCAUAGCAAACGACUGGGCGUGUGUGCCUGUGUGUGUGUGUGUGACCCUUCGAACCCGGACCGGCGCGCAUGGCUCACGUUGCUCCAGCGGCUCGACGGUUUGGCUCAAUUGCUACGUUUGUUGCCGCCAACGCUACCCCGAGGGCAAGCACACACGUUCUACAGCCCUGGGACCCCUUUAAUUAGGCUUCUCCCCCCCCCCUCGCCUCCCCGCCGCUUGCUCCAAGUGUACCGGGAAUAUCAUGCGCGAUCGCGUUGGACCCAGCGUUCGACUCCCGACAGCAUCAGGCGGGCCCCGUAACUGUACGAAACCCUGCUUCACGCGUGCCUACGCUAGCUUGACCCCGUGCCCGCUGUCACACGCCGCACAGACAUGGUGUGCGAUGAUGGCGCACCGGCAAAAUGGCGCACCGGGGUCAAAGGCUGGAUCCCCGCCACCAGCAGACGAAUGCAAGGGGAAGGUUGAGCGAGGGAGAGAGAGAGAGAGAGAGAAGGAGAGGGAAGGAGGGAAGGACAGAAUGGUAGCAGAACGGGCCCCACUUGUCGUCAAGUCAGGCUGGCUGGGAGGUUCCGUGGGGAGAAAGCGGAGUCACACACACACACACACACACGCGCGCGCGCUCGAUCGUCGGUAUGAUGGUGGUCGUGGUCCCUUUGCAAAACUGCCCCAUGUCCGAAGUUCGUCUUUGAAGAGGCAGUCUAGGGGGAAGGGGGCGGAGGAGGAGGUAAGGGGCAGGGGAGGGCAGGGCGGAUCGAGAUAAGCGAGCGAGGUGGUAGCGAGCACUAAUUAUCUAAGCUGGGCGGGCGAUAUGGUCCGGGAUUGUCCCUGCCACCCCUUUUGGAGCGGCGAGAAGGGCUGGCGGGCGAGGGGCCAGUAUUGCUGCCCCGUUCCCGUUAGAGGCGCUGAUAAGAGGCCCGUCGGUAUGUGUGUGCGUGUGUGUUGGGAAGGAGGGGGGAUUUAAAACUCUGCCCCAUAUAAAAAGCUCACCCGACACGGUUACGUUCCAUCGCAAGGUGUAGACGUGUAUGCUAACGAGCAAGCGACUGUUAGGAGCUGGAAGUGUCAGGAGCGCGUGUUCUAAGCGUUUUGGCCGUGUUUCUGUGAUUCUGGCUUGGUGCUAGUAGUAGUGUCGCAUCACUUUCACGCACGAUAAGGCCCCGAAGCCCCCGCGUGUGACGUCGUCUAUCAACCUUUCGCCGACGUGCAACGCAUACGCAUACACAGGCGCGGCUCAUCAACCUGUUCGCUUCUGUGCGUGCGUGCGCGUGUGUGUUUGUGCCUUUCCCCAGUGUAGUGGUAACUCGGCUCUGUGUGUGUGUGUGUGUGUGCCCGCCCGCCAUCUCGCUCCGACGUCCGUGGCCAUUUCGGCUGCUGGAACCGCUGCGGCCCCGUGUGUGUGUCUCUCUCUCGCUCGCGCGCGAGCACGCUCAUCGCGCAACGCACAAAACAGAACCCGAUCGACGGUUCGGUCGGCUCGGCUCGUUCAUUUCUUCGCUCGCAAUCAUCCGAUACGGUACGGUGUGCUGCAGUCGCUCUACUCUCAAACCCUCUAACACAGCAGCAGCAGCAGCAGCAACCUCCGAUUCACCAUUUGCGUUACGUGUUUUUUAGUUGUCCCCGCUUCCGUAUCGGUUUCGCGUCCACCGGGACCGAACUUUGAACUUUCGUCGGUGUAACUUUACUGUGCGUGUGUGUAACGUGUGUGUGUUUCGCUCUGUGCAGUGCGCGUGCAACCCUUCGGUGCAAAUUUUAGAACGAGAACAAGCAGCAGCAGCAUGUCGUCGAAAGUGCAGGAAAAUGGCAGCGCCACCACCAACACUACCGCUCCAACCAACAGCGACAGUACGGCACCGAACAACAGUGCGCUGCUGCCGCACCUCGAAUCGCUCGACCGGAUGCUGAAGCUGCCGGUCGUGGACGCGACCUGGCAGCAGACCCAGAACGUGUACGGGCGCGUCAAAGAUUACAACCCGCUGCUUACCUGGGCCCUCGGCACGGCGGAGGACGUCGUCUGCCGGGCGGUGACCGUCUCGGCCCCGCUCGUCCAGAAGCUCGACCGGCCGCUGCAGCUGGUCGACCAGACGCUCGUCAAGGGCAUCGACAAGCUGGAGGUGAACGCGCCGAUCAUCAAGGAGCAGCCGGCCGACAUCUACCAGCAGGCGCGCACCCGCGUCAUCGAGUCGGUCAAGCCGCACAUCGAGAAGGUGUGCGAGCUGCGGUCCGCCUCGCAGCAGCGGGCCGCCUCGCUGAAGGAUCUGUCCUGGCGCAAGGCGAACGAGGUGCUGGCGACGCAGUACGGCAGCCUGGCGGUGAACGGCGUCGACACCACCGCCCAGCUGGCCGAGCGCCUGCUCGACUACUACUUCCCCAAGUCGGACACGGAAUCGGAGGACGAUAAUGUGCCCAUCUCCGCCAAGGACGAUCCGGUCCUGCACACGGUCCAGACGGUCGGGCGGCUCUCGAACAAGGUGGCCCGGCUCGUCUACCGCACCGUCUCGACGCAGGUGAAAUCGCUGCGGAAGGAGGACGUGCGCGACUACGUCGCGACGCUCAUCGCCGUGCUGCGCCUCACCCAGUACCUGAACUUCAUCAACGAGAAGCGGCAGGCGGUCGAGGCCGGCAGCCCCAGGGAGCCGGCACCCAGCAACCCCGCCACGACGACCCCCGCCGCCCCAGCCAACACCACCAGCUCUACCCCCAGCAGCAGCAGCAGCACCACCACGUCCGAUGUGGUCGCCACGACCAAGAGCAGUAAAACGUUGCAGCAGCAAGACUAGAGCGAGAAAGAGAGCAAGAGAGAUUCGGUGAAAUUAUAGUGACUGGGAGGGAAACAAAAAAAAAUGAGGAAGGGGAAGUGGGAAGAGGGACAAAACGGGAAUUAGGAUGUUCGCAAACACACACACACACACACACACACACACACACACACACACACAAAAGCACACAAACACACACCGAUGUUGAUGAGUGAUAGCGCGAUUUUAGAGGGACAACACAGAGGAGAGGCUUCCGGUAGGGGGGCAUCAUUCUGUCGUACGGAAUGCAUUUGUUUGUUUUCGUUUUUUUUUUUAAUGGCCAAUAUGUGUGCCAACCAGGAUGAUAUGCUGAGAUAUGUUAGCGAAAGAUCAAGAUGCGCUGUUGUCGCUAUAGAGAGAUAGGGAAGGACGUGUGUGUGUGAUAGUGUUUGUGCAGGAGCAUAUGCUUAUGGUAGAUAUACCAUAGUGCGGAGGAUGCGCGCAGCAAGUUCGCGCAGAUCGUGAUGUUUAGGGCGGACCCCCUUCGUUCCCCCCACCUCCCCUACCAUGGCUUUCAUGGCUGGUUAUACAACUAAUUCGAUAAUAAGCUUUAUCUGCGCAUACCGCGACCGUGUGUUCGGGCGUCUAUUUUUUUUUUUUUUUUGUGUGUAGGUUUAUUGCGUGUUUAUAUACUACAUGUAUACUGUUUUUUUCUGUUUCUAUUUUUUUUUGUUUAUAUAAAAAAAAAGUCUUGUUAAUAAAACAGAUUCGAUUACAAAA
This is a messenger RNA of Anopheles gambiae (African malaria mosquito), 3691 nucleotides long. RefSeq names its product lipid storage droplets surface-binding protein 2 (gene Lsd-2). Gene Ontology annotation, biological process: positive regulation of triglyceride storage; lipid storage. NCBI's taxonomy places the organism in Eukaryota, Metazoa, Arthropoda, Insecta, Diptera, Culicidae. The record is from RefSeq and is a predicted model, not a curated record. The transcript is spliced from 3 exons. Gene Ontology annotation, cellular component: lipid droplet; cytosol. The coding region runs from base 1952 to 2953 and encodes 333 amino acids.